AUGGGCAACCACGAUUACGAACGCGCAGCGUCAAGCGACCACUCAGACAAUGGGGAUGCUGUAUCAUUGCUCGAAAACCACGAAGCGAAAUUGGACAUCGACCUUGAAGAACAGAAACACGAGAAACCGAAGAGACCGUCCAGCAGUCUCAUGAUGUGGAUAGCUAUCAACGUCCUUGCAACGAUUGGCAUUGUCUUCACCAACAAACGCAUUUUCUCUGACCCCUCCCUUAGAGGAGCACAACUUUCGUUCGCAUGCUUCCACUUCUUUGUCACUUUUGCGACUUUGCACGUGGUGUCCAGUCCCCGGUUCGGCUACUUCGAGCGACGUAAGACUACUGUCAAAGAGAUUCUACCAUUAGGCGCAGCUAUGUGCUUCAACGUGGUUCUACCCAAUCUCUCCCUCGCAUUCUCAUCCGUUAUGUUCUACCAGACUAGUCGUAUCCUCCUCACACCCAUCACGGCCAUUCUCAAUUCCACCUUCUAUGGCAAAACAAUUUCAAGACAGGCAGCAUAUACUUUGAUUCCUGUCUGUGUGGGCGUCGGUAUCGUUUCUUACUACGAUGUCAAGCCUGGAGCUAGCACCCAGAGUACUAGCUUCCUAGGCGUCGUGUUCGCGAUGACCGGCGUGGUUGCCAGCUCAGUCUAUACUGUUUGGAUUGGAUUUUUCCACAAGAAACUGGAACUGACCAGUCACCAGCUCUUACAUAACCAGAGUCUCUGUGGUGCUGUAACACUGCUUUACUUUAUUCCAUUCAUUGACACGUUUCCGGUCUGGUCUGAAGUGCCAAUUAGUCGAUGGAUUUUGAUCCUCUUCAGCGGACUCUGUGCCUCUGCAAUUAACCUGUCGCAAUUUGUCAUCAUUGAUGGAGCUGGGCCUGUUGCUAGCACUGUGGUUGGCCAUUCAAAGACAUUAUCGAUUGUCGCAUUGGGUUGGAUUACGAGUGGACAUGGUGCUGACGACAAAAGUCUUUUUGGCGUUGUCAUCGCAGUAGGAGGCAUUGUGUUGUAUUCUGUCGCUACAACCCUCUUCAAAUAG
Aureobasidium melanogenum CBS 110374 is the source of this 1038-nucleotide messenger RNA. RefSeq lists its product as uncharacterized. The record is from RefSeq and is a predicted model, not a curated record. The transcript has 3 exons. Gene Ontology annotation, molecular function: antiporter activity. Gene Ontology annotation, cellular component: Golgi apparatus. NCBI's taxonomy places the organism in Eukaryota, Fungi, Ascomycota, Dothideomycetes, Dothideales, Saccotheciaceae. The coding region runs from base 1 to 1038 and encodes 345 amino acids.